Messenger RNA from Syngnathus acus (greater pipefish), 1639 nucleotides. RefSeq names its product phenylethanolamine N-methyltransferase-like. NCBI's taxonomy places the organism in Eukaryota, Metazoa, Chordata, Actinopteri, Syngnathiformes, Syngnathidae. Gene Ontology annotation, molecular function: phenylethanolamine N-methyltransferase activity. The record is from RefSeq and is a predicted model, not a curated record. The coding region runs from base 337 to 1152 and encodes 271 amino acids. The transcript is spliced from 4 exons. Gene Ontology annotation, cellular component: cytosol.
AGCAAAAACCAAGCUGCGCUCCGGUGCCGACUGUAAGGGAUCCUCUGAAGAGUUAAGAUUCAAAGGGAGCUGGCAAAGGCAAACGUGGACUGAUGAGGAAGAUGGUGGAGAUCUGUUGAAGGUUGGACGCCGGACCUGAAAGCAAUGAUGCGUCCAUUAGCGUGGCUAAUCUGAUGGCAUCGGUGCCCGAGGCCAGAGAAUGGAAACGUAGGCAAAUGCUAUCAGGAUUCAACACCGACGCCCCCGCCCCAAAGUCCAAACAACAAAGUGAGGCUAUAAAAGGAGGCUCCGAGCCGGAAGCUCGGCAGCAAACUGACUUUUAUCCGCAGGGGACGAAUGGAGCAAAAGGAAAACGACACUGCCGCCAUGGCUGCCCGCUACCAACGCUUUGACCCGGCGGCGUAUCUGCAGUACAACUACACUCCACCGCGAGCCGACUUUGACAGAGAGGACAGCAUCGUGCCGUGGAAAUUGGCCCGGCUACACCGAGCCUUCGCCGAAGGCGACAUCGGCGGCGAGCUGCUGGUGGACGUGGGCUCCGGGCCGACCCUCUACCAAGUCCUGAGCGGCUGUGAGGUCUUCGACGAGGUGGUCCUGACUGACUUCCUGGAGUCCAACCGGGAGGAGCUGCGGCGCUGGCUGCGAGACGAGAAGGGCUGCAGCAUGGACUGGACGCCGUACCUGCAGCACGUUUGCAAGCUGGAGGGCCGACGGGCCUCGGCGUGGACAGAGAAGGCGGCCAAGCUCCGCCGGGCCAUCAGCGACAUCCUCCCCAUCGACGUGCACCGUCCGCAGCCUCUGGACCCCCGCAGGUUCCCCCCCGCCAAGGCCGACUGCCUGGUGUCCUGCUUCUGCCUGGAGAGCGUCAGUCCCGACCUGACCGCCUUUACCCGGGCCCUGGGCCACAUCGGCACGCUGCUGCGGCCCGGGGGCCACCUCCUGCUCAUCGGGGCCCUUGGGGAAAGCUUCUACAUGGGGGGGCCCGGCCUGAAGAUCCCCGUGGUGCCGCUGGGCGAGGCGGAGGUGUGCGCCAGUCUGAAGGAGACGGGCUACACCCUGAUCCGGCUGGAGGUUUACACGCUGCCUCAGGACAUGCGAGUGGGGGUGGAUGAUGUGACGGGGGUGUUUUUUGCAAAGGCAAAGAAGGAUUAAACAGAUGGACGAGGAAGAGAUGAGGAGAGUGCUCUUUAUGUUAGAUGGUUACACAUCCCCCCCUGCAGUGCAAAAAUAGGUACUACAGCAAACCCAAAAUCAGCCAUGCUGUGAGUGUUUUAAAAUGAAAUAAUGACUGUGCAUUUCAUUUUGUUCAUAUAGCAAAAGAAAUGUUUGAAAAAAAUACAUCGAUUAACAGUUUAAUGUGUUCAUGUAUUGAAAGUGGACAUACAAAAACAGAUACUCUAUUUAAAAACAAAAUAAGCAAAUGAAAUAUGAAAAGUAUAUUUCUGGAUUUUUUUCUCAAAUAUUAUUACUUUGAUGGAAAAAAUAAAUUAAUUUACUCCGAAUUAUACUGAUGUAUUCAUUUCUGUGUCAUGAAGUGACAUCUCUUGUGUCUUCAUUGUAUUGAAACUCCAUAAAGAGUGAAUUAGCUCUCCGUUUAUUCCAAACGCAAUUCACUGACUAAUAAAGGCACUAGAUGAUA